Molecule: messenger RNA, 2274 nt
Organism: Pararge aegeria (speckled wood butterfly)
Lineage: Eukaryota; Metazoa; Arthropoda; Insecta; Lepidoptera; Nymphalidae
Gene: Tert
Product: telomerase reverse transcriptase-like
Exons: 2
Coding region: 28-2190 (720 amino acids)
Biological process (GO): telomere maintenance via telomerase
Cellular component (GO): telomerase catalytic core complex
Molecular function (GO): telomeric repeat DNA binding; telomerase RNA binding
Source: RefSeq, a predicted model, not a curated record
UACAGCUAGGUUUUUAAAACAAAAUAUAUGUACAGGUUUAACUUUUGUGAUAUGAUCGAACCAAUAUAUUUUGCACAGUACUUCGUAUUUAAACAAAAUGUGAGAUCGCUCAAUAAUGUUGUUAAUUCAAAAUUGUUAAAAAGUGAGAAAGCUGAAGAUUUUCUUCAAGCAAUGAUAAAAGAAGAACGUUUGAUUAGAAAAAUUUCACUAGAAUUAAGAAGAAUAUUACUUGAUAUGCAACAAAACAUUAAAUAUUGCAGUAAACAGGAUUACAAAAAUUAUUUCGUCAUGUAUAAAGAAGAAAAGCAUAGUUUAUUUACAGUGAAUAAAGAAAGAAUUUAUGAAGGAUGUUGGGAAGCGCUCAGUGAAAUAGUUCCUAAAAAGUUUUUUGGUAACAAUAAUAACAUCAAAAUAUUUAAGAAAUGCACCAAAAUAAUAAUAUACAGUAUGAAGCGUCAACAUCUAUAUUUUGGAAAAUUUAUAAAGAAAUGGGAUUUUAAUUUUUCAUUUUGGAAUAAUCUAUCGGCAUCACAGUUAAUCAAUGUUUUAACUAAUAUUCUUCAGUGGAUAUUUAAAGUUAUUUUGUCAGGAAUUAUAUCAUUGAACUUCUAUGUUACACCAAGCCAAAUAACUAAUGAUGAGAAUUUGCUUCAUUAUUUCUGGAAAAAUCAGUGGCAGAGUUUCUACAACAGGAAAAUAUCAGAGAUGAUAACAGCUAAAGUAAUCAUUAAAUUUCAUAUUAACUGUGUAGGGAAAAAAGUGAGGAAAAGGUAUACAUUGCAAGAAAAACUAAAGUUGAAGUUGCUUAAAAAGGCUAUACCUAAACUGGUUUUAGUUUUGAAACCAAAUUAUGGUUACAGACCAAUUGUACGGUAUAAAAGUGAACAACUCAAUGCAGCGGACAAAUAUAAAAUUAAAGAAAGAUUAUUUUUUCUGAGAAAGCUCACUGGAAAACCACAUGAGAAAAUUGAAAUUCAAUUUUUAACACUAUUCACUAAAUGGGUGGAAAGAAAUAAACCUAAACUUUUCUUUGUCAAAACUGAUCUCAGUAAUGCUUUUGGUUCAAUCAAUAAAACAAAGCUUUUGAAAAUUCUUUAUGAAAGGCAUCAAGAGUUGCAAAAGAUGGAAACAUCUGUGUAUAUGAAGAAGAAACAUGCUCAACAUUAUAAAGACUUUGUAGAGGAGCUCAGAAAGCCUUUGCUGAUUCAUGCUGGUUCCACAGUUUAUGAAUGGAGGGAAGGGCUUGUGCAAGGCUACAAAUUUUCACCUGCGUUAUCUGAGCUAUAUUAUUCCUUUAUGGAUGAAAUAUACUUCUCAAAACUUUUGAAAAAUCAUAAUGAUCUCCAGUUAUUUAUUCGAGUAGUGGAUGACUACUUAUAUGUCACAGACUCUUUGGAAGAUGCUCGUUUGUUUCUAAAGGCAUUAUCAAAUUAUAGAAAUGUAAAUUACUCAAAAACCGUAGUUAACUUUGCACAUGCUGAUGUAAGUUCCAGCAGGGACAUAACUUUUCUUGGGUUCUGCUACAAUACUGAUAACUUGCAAGUGAGUAGCGCAAGCUCAGUUUUCGCUGGAGAUAUGUGCUAUAAAAUUGGUUUCUCUGCAGCAACUGUAAACUUGGGAAUGUUUUUAGAAAACAGGAUUGGUAUAUCAAGUAUUCAAAUUAAUUAUCAUAUAUUUAACUUUUAUCACAACAGCGAACAGUUAAUAUGGAAUCAUGUUUUUAUCACAUUAUGUUUGUCAGCAAAUAAGUUCUGUACAAUUUUAUCCAUACUCUCCGAUGACAGUGAGAUGCCAAAGUAUUUAUCUUUAUACAAAAGGAGAGUUUCUGUGAGACUCUGUAACACUAUAAUAGAGGUAUUGAAGAAAAAUGCGCCCAUAGAUUUUGCUUUUGUGUAUUGCAUAAACCAUUUCCGAUAUCUGUCCUUCAAAGCCUUGUUGUUAUGCGCUCGGAAGACAUCCAGAUGUAGCAUAUUAGUACCGUAUGUUAAUGUGGAAUUGGCUAAAUCGAAUUGUAUAUAUGGUAAAUGGAAAGAACAUGCUAGAACUGUUUCAAAAAAUGGCCUCAAUCUGGUUGAAGCUUUAAAAGAUGUUUGCAGAAAAUCUGAUUUGAGGCAACUUUUUAAAAAUUUUGAUGUAUUGCCAUAUGAUUUUCAAUGCUAUGAUCAUAAAAGGUUUUUUCUAUCAUUGUAGAAACGAGCGUCAAAAUGAAAUGUUUAUUUUACUGUCUUACACACCUUUUAUAUGCUCAACUCAUUACAGAUCAUCCAUAACAAA